AUGUUCUUCGCUCGCUCCGGUGUUGUCGCCGCGAGCUUGCUCGUCCUCCGUUCGACCCUCUCGAUGGCUGCCCCUCUGUCAGAAAAGGCUAUCCAUGAACUCGAGAAGCGUAUCUCCUGCCAUACUACCGAGGUCCCCAUCAGUGAGUCUGGCUCUCGCUCCUCGCAGGCCAUGCUCCUGCUAGUGGGGCCUGCUCGACGUCCGGUCUCACGUGA
Messenger RNA from Microbotryum saponariae, 215 nucleotides. Lineage: Eukaryota; Fungi; Basidiomycota; Microbotryomycetes; Microbotryales; Microbotryaceae. The record is from the annotation of a GenBank genome assembly.